ACAGAGAGAGAGAGAGAGANCAAGGGGAUGGUGUGUUGGUGAUUGAGUUGAAUUGAUGAUUGGGGCCAGGGUUUGAUGUGGAGGAAGAUUGGGAAUUGAGACACUAGGGUUCAGGGGAAUGGAUGAGGAGAAGAAAAUGGGUUUGAAGAGAAAGUCGAAACUUGCAGAAACGGUGAUUGAUUCCGAUGAUGACGAGCCUAUUGGAACACUACUGAAGAAAAAGGGCAAAAAAAGUUCUAAGAAAACUAAGCUGAUUGCAGAUGUUGAAAACCAUUCGAAAGCGAUCGGAAAGAUGACUCCUGAGAAUGAUGAACUAGGUGGUAUGGACGACACGUUGGCGAUUUUCAGGAAAAAAUUAAAGGGUCCAAAAAAGAAUGAUAGAUCUGCAAUGGCAGCUGGAAAAGAAUCAAGCAGCGAUGUAGUGGAGUCAUCGGGCCUGCCUCUUGAUGAGUCUGUUAAGGACUCUGAAUUGGAUCUAAAUGGGUUUAAUGUAUUGCAGAAAAGAUGCCUGGAUAGCACUGAAGAUGCAUCUUCAGAGGGUGCUACCGUGAUGGAGGUUUUGAAACUGAAGGCUAAAAAGAAAAACAAGAGAUUCAUAGUUAAUUCAGAUACCAUGAUAGCUGGAAACUCUGAAUCGGGCAAAGAUGUCCAUCCGAAGAAAUCUGGGGAUGAUGCAUUGAGGUGUGAGGAAAAAUGUACUUCAGAAUCAGACAGAGUGGCAGCAGAGGAUUCAUUAUCUGCAUUUUUCCAAAAGAUGCAGACUGGGAAAUCGCAUGGUUCUUCAAAAUUGAAGAAGGGGAAGAAAACCCGAGAAUUGAACGAUGGACCGAAAAUGAAUUUUAGUGCUGGCUUAGAGUCUUCUGUUUGGAAAGCCAAGUCGGAUUCAACAUUUGUCAAGAAAUCUGUCUUGCCCGAUGAACGUUAUUCAGAAGUCUUAAAUUGUACGCCAGGGAAUGCUUCUGAUUUAAAUAAAGGGAUACCAGUGAAUGAUUCUUCUAAAGAAAAUAAUUCGGAGGAAUCAACUUCGAUUACUGUGCAUGGAAGUUCUCCUUCCAGUUUGAGGCAAUGCCCUGUUAAGAUCAUUGGAGUCGAAGAAGGUGGAAUUAACGCUGAUGAUGUAGGAGACCAACCAGCACCAGGUUCCACAAACGAGACUCCGAUUCCAGAUAAUAUCUUUAAUGUGAAUGAUAGGACUGAUCAUUGCAUGGAGCCAAAGGAUUUGGAAACACCCGUAUGUGAAUCCAUUGAAAAUACUUGUGAUGACGUGAAACUAGACAGCUGUCUUGAUAUUGACGUGGAUUUAAUUCAUUCCACCCAAAUGCAGAUCGAACAUCCAUCUGGAGAUCAUGGCGAUCCAGUUAAAGUCCUUGAUAAAUUCCCUGAAGAAGAAUUAGACCUUGCACCAGUUUCUUCAGAAAAGGUACAUGAAGUGGUCCUGCAAAAGAGUAAGGAUGAGCCAGACAGAGUCGAUAUUGAAGCUGAACAUGUCUUGGAACCUUCUCGAGCAUCACGUGAAGGUGUGUGUCCUCCAAGCUGUGACUCUCCUGAGAGUGAGGGAAUUAAUGGGACCUCUGGCUCAUCUAUGAUGGUGGAUCAUCAGGGAAGCUAUGCAGAAGAUCCUGAAACCAAGGAAACUAGCCUGUCAGUUGGGCAGCGAGCUGCACGGAAUGCCAGAAAGCAGAGGCACGGUGACAUGGCAUAUGAGGGUGAUAUUGAUUGGGAAGUACUUAUGCAGGCCCCUGAACAUUUUGUCAGCCAUAAUAAAAUAAGAGAGAAACUUGAUUCAUUAUCUGCUACUGUACAUGCUGGAUAUGGUAAAGCAGCAGCUGUAGCGGCUGGGCUGAAAGCUCGUGCAGCUGGUUCCCUUGAGAAAAUCAGAUUUAAGGAAGUCUUGAAGCGUAAAGGUGGAAUUCAAGAAUAUUUGGAGUGCAGGAACCAUAUUUUGAGUUUAUGGAACAAAGAUGUCACCCGCAUUUUACAACUGGCAAACUUUGGUGUGUCGGAGGCUCCACUGGAGGGUGAAAGCAAACGUGAUUCUCUGAUUAGGGAUAUCUUCGCCUUUCUAGAUCAAUGUGGUUAUAUAAAUUUUGGAGUGCCUUCUGAAAAGGAGAAUCCUGAUAACUGCAUCAAGGCUGAUGCGAAGCUUCUAGCCGAGGAGAAGCACAGGGACAAUUCUGUGCCUCCCUGUACAAAUUCCAAGGAUGGAGAUGCUGUUGUUCUUGGGAAGGACAAAAUAUCAGAAAACUCUGUCAGUGAAAAGCAUGCUGAUGCAUUUGCGGAGGGAAACCUGGCAGGCAUCGACGUUCCAGAAAAUGGACACGUAAAUCUCAAGGCGUCAAAAUCCACUGCCCAAAGCGUCAUGGAAGAAAGUUCCCUUGAUCAUACUCGAGGAAUCAAUUCUUUUGAUGCUGCACAUCUUGAAAAAGAAGCUUCUGUUGGUGCAGAUAAUUUGGAUUCAAUUCCUUCCCGUACAGAUGAGAAUGACAAAACUAUUCCUGACCCUCAGCCAGUUUUAUUCAGCCCCGAGCAAGCACUGUGCGGUAGAUUGUCAGACUCCGUGGAUGAUUCAUUUAGUCGUGCUCAGAAUUUUUCAAAGUCCAAAAAGAAUAUAAUAGUCAUAGGGGCGGGUCCCGCUGGCUUAACUGCAGCACGCCACUUGCAACGCCAAGGUUUCAGUGUUACAGUGCUCGAAGCAAGGAGCAGAGUAGGGGGCCGUGUUUUUACAGACCGCUCGUCUUUGAGUGUUCCCGUAGAUCUUGGAGCUAGCAUCAUUACAGGCGUGGAGGCUGACGUGGCCACUGAAAGAAGACCCGAUCCUUCAUCGUUGAUUUGUGCUCAGUUGGGCCUCGAAUUGACUGUAUUGAACAGUGAUUGUCCCUUAUAUGACACUGUGACGGGUGAGAGAGUUCCUGCAGAUCUGGAUGAAGAAUUGGAAGCAGAAUAUAACAGACUACUUGACGAAAUGGAACUCCUGGUUGCUGAGAAAGGGGAGUCUGCAAUGAAAAUGUCUCUUGAGGAAGGUUUAGAAUACGGGCUCAAAAGACGCCGUAUGGCCCACUCUGGUCGAGAUUAUAUGGAAGCUAUACCUGUUAAAUCUCGAGAAGCUUCUGGAUUGAGACCUCUUGAGAGGAGAGUCAUGGAUUGGCAUUUUGCCCACUUGGAGUAUGGAUGUGCUGCCUUGCUUCAAGAAGUUUCACUUCCAAACUGGAAUCAAGAUGAUGUCUAUGGAGGAUUUGGUGGUGCCCAUUGUAUGAUUAAAGGGGGUUACAGCGCUAUUGUUGAAUCUCUUGCAGAAGGAAUUUGCAUUCACUUGGACCAUGUUGUCACAGAAGUUACAUAUAAUAGAAUGGACUGCGAGGCAAAUGAUAAGUUGCAUAGAAAGGUUAAAGUCUUGACUUCAAACGGCAAGGAGUUUUCAGGGGAUGCAGUCUUGGUGACUGUGCCACUCGGGUGCCUGAAAGCAGAGAGCAUCAAAUUUUCACCCUCGUUGCCCGAAUGGAAGUACUUAUCUAUUAAGAGGCUUGGAUUUGGCGUUCUAAACAAGGUAGUGUUGGAGUUUCCUGAAGUUUUUUGGGACGAUACUAUCGAUUACUUUGGCGCUACUGCAGAAAAUCGAGAUCAACGGGGCCGCUGCUUUAUGUUCUGGAAUGUUAAGAAAACCGUCGGUGCACCUAUUCUUAUAGCUUUGGUUGUUGGCAAGGCUGCGAAAGAUGGUCAAAGUACUGGCUCGUCUGAUAAUGUCAGUCACGCUUUGCUUGUUCUUCGAAAGCUAUUCGGGGAAGAUAAGGUCCCCAAUCCAGUUGCAGCUGUAGUUACUGACUGGGGACGAGAUCCUUACAGCUAUGGUGCUUACUCGUAUGUUGCUGUUGGAUCAUCUGGAGAAGACUAUGAUAUUCUGGGAAAACCGGUCGAGAACUGCUUGUUCUUUGCUGGUGAAGCCACAUGCAAGGAGCACCCAGACACGGUUGGUGGUGCAAUGAUGAGUGGGCUACGAGAGGCUGUACGCAUUAUUGAUAUAAUGAAUACAGGAAAGGAUUACAUUGCCGAAGUCGAGGCCAUGGAGGCUGCAAGAAGACAUUCGGAUAUCGAGAGGAGUGAAGUAAAGGACCUUAUCAGGAGGCUAGAUGCUGUGGAGUUCUCUAAUGCUUUGUAUAAAAAGUCUUUGGAUGGAUCUCGUGCUUCUAGCUGGGGCACGAUGCUUAAGGAUAUGUUCUUCACUGCAAAAACUACUGCUGGCAGAUUGCAUCUAGCUAAGGAGUUGUUAAACCUUCCUGUUGGGUUUUUGAAGACAUUUGCUAGCACCAAAGAAGGGCUUAGCACCCUCAACACAUGGAUUCUGGAUUCUAUGGGGAAGGAUGGAACUCAGCUUUUGCGCCAUUGUGUCCGUUUACUUGUACUUGUUUCAAACGAUCUGGCUGCAGUUCGCUUAUCAGGUGUUGGAAAAACUGUUAAGCAAAAGGUCUGUGUUCAUACCAGUCGCGAUAUACGUGCCAUAGCCUUUCAGCUUGUACGUGUGUGGGUUGAACUUUUCCGCAAGGAGAAGGCUUCUAAAGGAGGGCUUAAGUUACUUCGACAGUCAAAUAGUCUGGAUUCAAAGAGCAAGUCUUCUCUUGUCUCUGGAAAACCACCUCUGGGAAAUGUUGAGAGCAAGUUAAACUCCAAAGCUUCUGCAUCUGCUGAACAUCAGCUGCAUUCCAGUACAAGUACUAAAAAAAUGGAUGGCGGCCCACUUAAAUCAGAAGCAAGAAUCCACCAGAACACUGAAGAGGAUAGCCACGAAGUUCCCAUGUCUGAAGAAGAAAAAGCUGCCUUUGCUGCUGCAGAAGCAGCCCGAGCUUCAGCUAUUGCUGCUGCCAAGGCAUUAGCUUCUUCUGGUGCUCGGAAUGCUUCACUACAGGCACCCAAAAUUCUCUCAUUUCACAAAUUUGCCAUGCGGGGACAGAACAAUUUCAUGGAUGCACCCGACAGUAGAAAGCAUUGGUUCGGUGGUGCAAUCGGAAGUGAAGAUUGCUUAGCCGAAAUAGAUUCUAGAAACUCUAGGGUUAGAGAUUGGUCUGUUGAUUUCACAAAUGAGUUCGCUGCUGAUUGUCAGUCGAACAUCAGAGAGCACUCUGGGGAAAAUGUCGAAGUGGAUAGCAGUUUUCUGACUAAGGCGUGGGUCGAUAGUGAUGGCAGUGUGGGGAUCAAAGACUACAGUGCCAUCGAGAGGUGGCAAUGCCAGGCGGCAGCAGCUGCUUCAGGCUUCUCUCAUGGGACGAUGCACUUAAUUGACGAGGAGGAGUCGAACUUGAGCUUGAGGAAGCACGAGUUUUCAGCGAAUGAGAGCUCAGCUUCAAAAGUUACGAUGAAUAAUAAAUCGUCCAGAGGCUCUCAACUGAGAGGAGCUGACCGUCUGAAGAAGGCAGUUGUGGAUUAUGUGGCCUCGUUGCUCAUGCCUCUUUAUAAUGCGAAGAAGAUUGAUAGGGAUGGUUACAAGUCAAUCAUGAAGAAAGCUGCCACCAAGGUCAUGGAGCAAACUACUGAUGCCGAGAAAGCUAUGGCUGUCCACGAGUUUCUUGAUUUCAAACGCAAAAACAAGAUCCGAGCAUUCGUGGACUUGCUGAUUGAAAGGCACAAGGCCGUGAAGCCAGAUGCCAAAGCAUGAACUUCUGAGAAGGAUGCUUGAAGAAAUAUGCAUGCUUUUUGGUUCAGAUAUGACUAUAUCAUGACAUAUUAGCAAGGAAGCUCACAAGUGCCGUUUCCAGAUCAUUGAAAAUACGAAACAAUCCUGUAACAUGGGAUUGCUUUUUUCUGAAUUUGCUUAUUUUAAUCAAAAGAAGUGUAUUUUGUAGGGUAGAAAGUGAAGACCUAACCUUUUUCACCUGAGUUUAGAACAGAAAUGAUUUUUUUUUUUCCUGACUGUGACUGUACAGUGUAGAUUUUGGUUGGUGAAUUCAAGUAUACAGUAUUCUUCUUCAGUAGCACAACUUGCUCUUAUCUUUAGUUUUAUUUUACUGUCUUUGGGAGAAGAAUUACUGUUUAAGAAUAAAGUUUGAGCAUGACUUGGCUGUUAGAAGGAAUGGUUAUGAAGGUUACCUCUCUUUUUUACCAUGGCCGUGUGCCCAAAAGGUAAAUACGACUGAUUAAAUUACCGGUCACAUGAAAAAUGUGAUGCUAUGUGGUGUAUGUGCUUCAAGAUCUC
Molecule: messenger RNA, 6181 nt
Organism: Striga asiatica
Lineage: Eukaryota; Viridiplantae; Streptophyta; Magnoliopsida; Lamiales; Orobanchaceae
Source: the annotation of a GenBank genome assembly